AUGUGCGUGUAUUCGUACGCUCAUCUUCCAUGCUCGCAUGCUGAAGUUUUGUGCACAUUGGUCCUCCUACCAGAUCUUCGCAGUCAGGUGCGCACAUCGUUCAAGAAGAAAACAUGCAACCCAAAAUUUGACGAAACUUUUGUGUUCCAGGUGCCAGUGAAAGAUUUUGAAGAACGCAUCCUCAAACUAACUGCAUGUGACGUAGAUCGUCUGCGACGUCACAACGUCAUCGGUCACGUGAUCUACCCCCUGAAAACUUCCGGUGUCUUGGCGGAUAAUGCAGAGUGUGGCAAGAAGAUAACCGUCAUCAGGGAUUUGGACCUCGAUGAUUGUAUUGAGAACAGUUCAGAGGACAAGGGUGAACUUUUGAUCUCAAUGACCUACAAUGCAGGCACGGAAAGGUUGAAUGUAGGCGUGUAUGAGGGUAGGAACAUCAAGAAGAUUGUUGAGUCCAAGAAUGCAAAUUUUUACGCAAAGGUUGCGCUGAUGAAGAACCACUGCAUAGUGAAAAGCAAGCGAACGGACACGAUCAAAGAUGAUAGGAAUCCAAAGUUCAACGAGUCACUCUCUUUCAAACAACCAAAUGAAAAUUCACUCAUGAAUGUCUGCAUUGUCGUUUCCAUCUUUCAGAAUCUGCAUGCACAGAGAGAUAAAAUGGUUGGAAGAGUCGUCAUCGGGCCCUACAUGUUUGCACGCGGUAAGGAACUGGAACACUGGAAUGAAGUGAUGACGAAACCACUUGAAAACAUCACCUACUGGCAUAAUAUUACUUGA
Messenger RNA from Helobdella robusta, 774 nucleotides. It is a transcript of the gene Syt15b, whose product is annotated as synaptotagmin 15b. NCBI's taxonomy places the organism in Eukaryota, Metazoa, Annelida, Clitellata, Rhynchobdellida, Glossiphoniidae. The record is from RefSeq and is a predicted model, not a curated record. Gene Ontology annotation, biological process: regulation of calcium ion-dependent exocytosis; regulation of dopamine secretion; cellular response to calcium ion. Bases 1 to 774 code for a protein of 257 amino acids. Gene Ontology annotation, molecular function: clathrin binding; phosphatidylserine binding; calcium ion binding. The transcript has 6 exons.